GGAGAUGGUUGUGGCUACACGCUUUUUGGCCAAGAAAGUGGAACUUUUACAUCAAAAAACUAUCCGAACACCUACCCAAACAGCACCGUGUGUGAAUGGAAAAUCCAGGUUAAGUCUGGUGAACGGAUUCUGCUAAAGUUUGGAGACUUUGAUAUUGAGGAUGUUGAUUCGUGUCAUUCCAGUUACCUGCGGAUUUAUGAUGGUUUCGGAGCAGCGAGAACUGAACUAGGGACUAAGUAUUGCGGCUUGGCAUUGAGACCAGAGGACGUUAUUGAGUCCAAGAGCCAUGAAGUCACCGUUCUGUUCAUGAGUGGGACCCACAUCUCCGGACGAGGCUUCCUGGCUUCUUACGCCACCACAGAUAAAACAGAUCUCAUUACAUGCUUGGACAAAGCAAGUCGGUUCUCACAACCUGAAUACAGAAAAUACUGCCCUGCUGGAUGUCUGACACCUUUUGGGGAAAUCUCAGGGACUAUUCCUCUUGGCUAUAGGGAUUCAUCAUUGCUGUGUAUGGCGGGCAUACAUGCUGGAGUUGUAUCUAAUGCACUUGGAGGACCAAUCAGUGUUGUCAUUAGUAAUGGUAUUGCGUAUUAUGACACUGCUCAGGCAAACAACAUUACAUCUAAAGUGGGUCCAUUGUCUGCAACUCUCUUCACAUUCAAGACUACUGGUUGUUACGGGACUCUCGGAAUGGAAUAUGGGGCUAUUCCAGAAUCCCAGAUAAGCUCUUCUUCAGUUCUGGAGUGGACAGAUCACACUGGGCAGUAUAAUGUCUGGAAGGCUGACAGAGCAAGGCUGAAAAAACCUGGACCGCCUUGGGCUGCAUCAUUCGCCGAUGAGCAUCAGUGGCUGCAAAUUGAUCUGAACAAGCCGACAAAAGUCACAGGUAUUAUAACCACUGGAUCCACAAUAUCAAUGUAUAACUACUAUGUUUCAUCCUACAAAAUAGAGCACAGUGAAGAUGGCCUCAGGUGGACAAUCUAUAAGGAUCCCAAUACAGAUAGAGACAAGAUAUUCCAGGGCAACUCUGAUUAUCACCAAGAGGUCCGCAACAACUUCAUCCCACCCAUAGUGGCAAGGUUUGUGAAGAUCAGACCUACAAGCUGGCACCAAAAGAUUGCCACGAAGGUAGAACUUCUCGGAUGUCAACACAAUAUUCAUGUUAUUCCAAAACUAACUGCACCGCCAGCCUUUGUGCCACGUGCCAAACAUUAUCCACCACCUGUAGACAAAACAACACCACCACCAGAGAUUAAAAACACAACAGUGACUCCAAACAUUACCAAAGAUGUACCCUUGGCAGCCAUCCUGGUCCCAGCUUUAGUCAUGGUCUGCACCAGCGUCGUAUUGCUGCUUGUUUGUGCCUGGCACUGGAGGAACAGAAAGAAGAAAUCUGAAGGCACAUAUGACUUGCCAUACUGGGACCGUGCAGGCUGGUGGAAAGGAAUGAAGCAGUUUCUUCCUGCUAAAUCAGCGGAACAUGAAGAGACCCCAGUGAGGUACAGCAGCUGUGAAGUCAGCCGUCUGCGACCAAGAGAGGUGGCCAUGUCAGCAGAAUAUGCACAGCCACUGGUUGGGGGAGCAGUGGGCACAUUGCAUCAAAGAUCAACCUUCAAGCCAGAGGAAGGUAAAGAACCAGGGUAUGCUGAUCUGGAUUCCUACAACUCUCCAGACCAGGACAUUUAUCAUGCCUAUGCAGAGCCACUGCCCACCAGUGGGCCAGAAUAUGCCACACCGAUUGUGAUGGAUAUGUCGGGGCAUCCUGCCGGAACCAUGUGCCUGCCUUCCACAUCCACCUUUAAAGCUGCAGGGAGCCAAGGGCCUACACUAGUAGGUACCUACAACAAACUGUUAUCUAGGACAGACAGUUCCUCGUCCACACAGGUACUAUAUGACACCCCAAAAGUGACCCCAGGGGCGUGUCCAGUGGAAGAGAUGGUCUAUCAGGUGCCACAACCAACAGCAAAUAAGGAUGUACCUCCUUAA
Molecule: messenger RNA, 1986 nt
Organism: Staurois parvus
Lineage: Eukaryota; Metazoa; Chordata; Amphibia; Anura; Ranidae
Source: the annotation of a GenBank genome assembly